Molecule: messenger RNA, 675 nt
Organism: Globicephala melas (long-finned pilot whale)
Lineage: Eukaryota; Metazoa; Chordata; Mammalia; Artiodactyla; Delphinidae
Source: RefSeq, a predicted model, not a curated record
AUGAGCGGGGUUCAAGGGCUGGGGGGCGUGGGGUCGGGCCGCCUGCCCGCUUGCCUCCCUCCUUCCCUCCGGGACGCGAGCCGAAAAGGCAUCUUACUUACCAGCGCCCGCGCGGCCAGUGCCCCUCGGCUGGCCGGCUGCUGCGCGCGGGGUGCUCCGGGGCCGCCUCCUCGCGCCCGCGCCGGCGGCCCCCGUCCUCCUCCGCCUCCGCCUCCGCCGCCUCCUCCUCGGGCUGCAGCCGGCUCGGCGGGCAGGUCCCGGCGCUCGCGGCGCGGGGCCGGGGGCGGCUGCUCCGCGCCACCGACCGCUGCACCCCCGCGGCGUUCCCCGGCCCCGGAGUCGAGGCUGCUGAAAUUCCACACGACCAGCGUCUGCAGCAGCAGCACGAUCCUAAUUUUAAGGGAGGAAAGUGAAGGAAUAAAGAGGAUCCAUCACAGGAGGCAGGGAAGAGAUGGUUUCAUCCACUCAACGACAGUCUGUGGACAUCAAGCUGUGUCAGACACUGGGCAAGGUGCAGGAAUCCAAAGGAGACCAGCAACAUCCCAGAGGCUGCUCCAGAGACUAAACUUUGACCCUGGAAUUGAAGACAACUUGAUGCAGAGUCCGAUCGGACCUGUGAUGAGCGCUGACAUGAGACAUGAGCAAGAAAUAAACCUCUGCUAUUCUGAGGCAUAG